Molecule: messenger RNA, 2931 nt
Organism: Bactrocera oleae (olive fruit fly)
Lineage: Eukaryota; Metazoa; Arthropoda; Insecta; Diptera; Tephritidae
Gene: Haspin
Product: haspin
Biological process (GO): mitotic cell cycle; intracellular signal transduction; protein phosphorylation
Cellular component (GO): nucleus; cytoplasm
Molecular function (GO): ATP binding; histone H3T3 kinase activity
Source: RefSeq, a predicted model, not a curated record
CUCAUAUUUUAUUGUUACAUGUUUUGUAUGCAACGGUCAGAAUUUUAGUGCCAUACGCUUUGUUUUCUGCGCUUCGUUGUUUCAGUAUGAACUGCCACGCAAAGCAAGGAAAGUUGUAUGUGAAUGGGGCUCAAAGGAUCUCCGUCAAUGCGUUAACGCAACAUAUUUCAUUACUCGUUGUGACGUAUCUAUGUUGAGAUACUGGGUUGUGUUUCACAUUUAAAUAAAUUGAUUGAAUGAUGUUUGUUUACGUUUUAUGAUUGAAACUAAUUUAUCAAUCAUUACAAAUAUUUGAAAAUACCAAAUGGUUUUUGUAGAGCGCGUAUUUACAUAUUACAUUAUUUUAUAUUUCGGUGGAAAGACAUUUAUAUAAACUAUAUUUUUUAUUUAUUUGAGAUGAGUGUUAAUACAGAUGAAAGAAAAGAUUUAGAUAGCACUUUAGAAGAUGGUGCCUGGUUGGAUUCUUUUGACAAGUUAUUGGAACCAAGACCUGUAUUGCGGGAGUUAAAUAUUUUAAAAAAGGAGGUGCAUGCGUCAUUCAAUCGAGAUUCUAGUGUGGAAAACAGUAUAAACAGUAAGGGAAAUGAAUCGGCGCUUUUGAAACCUUCGCAGAAAUUACCAAGCGAUUUAAAGGAAGAUAUACAACGAAAACCUAAUUCAAUUUCUACUCCACUGGUGCAUCGUGGGCUUAAGAUGGAUCCGUUUAAAUGCUCAUUAUCACCAAUUGGCGCUUGGCGCCUUUUAUAUUUUGAUAAGGGUAAACAUAUUAACGAGGACAGUAUGUGUGUAGCAAAUCAAAAAAGGCAUUUAAAUUGCACACCUUUAACACCUCGUAUACAAAUAGUUGAGUGCGAUGAGCCAGUUAAAAAUUCUGCUUUAAAUGAAUCUCAAGACUCAACUCCAACAUUGAAUAGACAAACAAAUCGGUACCAACAUGUUACGAGGACGAGUAAUACGAGGCACGUUUGUUUUGAGGCAACAAAUCGCAGAACAACUCAAAAUUCAAAGAAAAAGUCAGAAAACAUUGUGAUAAAUAAGAAAGACGGUAGCAAAGAAGGCAUCCGAGUUCCUAGUCUCACUUUGCAGCCAGGAAAGUGGCGAAAAUCAAUCAGUGCUUGGCGACGCAAACAAGUUGAAAAACGUCCAUGUUCUUUGGCAAGACGACAAUCAGAUAAACGCAACAGUUCUGUGGAAUUUAUUGGUUUCGUUGGUACUAUUGUUGGUAAAAGAAAAUCUAUAUUUUUGAAACCUGAGCGCAUUUCGGAAAAUCUAUUAAGAAUAACCACACCUGAAAGUGAUGACGUGUGGGAGCGUCGUGUUUUGAAUCGUUGCAAUCAAACAUUUCCUCUACCAUUUGAGGAGCUGUAUUCUGCAGAUAAAUUAACGCACUGUGUGAAAAUUGGUGAAGGUGCUUAUGGUGAGGUAUUUUUGAAUACUAUGAGUAAGCGAAGAAUGCCAGAUGCGAACAGCACGGUUAUGAAAGUCAUACCGAUUGAAGGAGACAUUGAUGUCAAUGGAGAGAAACAGAAGACAUUUGAACAAAUAUUGCCAGAGGUGGUGAUUUCAGUAGAAUUGGCAAAUUUGCGGAACGGUGUAAAUUCUGAAAAUUUUACAUGCGGAUUUGUGAAUGUCAGAAAGGUCGUUUGUGUUAAAGGUCAGUAUCCUAAACAUUUAAUAAAGCUUUGGGAAAUUUUUAACAAAGACAAAGGCUCCGAAAACGACCAUCCCGAUAUUUUUGAUGACACACAAAUUUAUGUAGUACUGGAAUUGGAAUUUUGCGGUCGGGAUUUAGAGAGUUUCCAAUUUCAAAAUGCCGAGCAAGCGUAUGGUGCGCUCCUUCAGAUUGUGCUAACAUUAGCUGUAGCAGAACAAGCAUUGCAGUUUGAACAUCGUGAUUUGCAUUGGGGAAAUAUAUUAUUAUUGAGCACAAGUGUGAAAGAGUUGAAAUUUACCUUGGACAAUCAUACGUAUACCGUGCCUACAAAAGGUGUUAAAGCUACUAUAAUUGACUAUACACUCUCGCGUAUGACUUUUGAUAGCUGUUGUCACUAUAAUGACAUUUCCUCUGACGAAGAUCUCUUUACCGCCACCGGGGACUACCAAUUCGAUAUUUAUCGCAUGAUGCGGGAUAUAUUAGGGAAUAACUGGGAAUCUUUUGAACCUCGUACAAAUAUAUUUUGGAUUUCAUACAUAAUUACAAAAAUGAUUGACGGUGUUAAAUAUAAAAAUACCCGCAGCAAAGCACACUCCACAUAUUAUUCAACGCUAAAUAACCUCAUUGGCACUGUGAUGAAUUUUAAUAGUGCUUUUGAAUUUUCUAAAUAUUUAAUGGAUUCACGAGUUUAGCAUAUUUUAUAUUAGUACUUAUUUUUUAUAUAUGACAAUGAAAUUUUUAUUUUUUAAUCACUCGACAAGAACGCAAUUUUAAAUAUGAAUGUUUGCAGGACAUUUAUUACAAGUAUUAUUUGAAUCUGAAGUUGACAAUAGCUUAAUAAUAGCACUGGUUAUAUUUUACGACUAAUUUUAGUUAUGAUUAUUAUGAAUUGUUUCUUUUUUAUAUUUAUUUUGUUUUAGAAAGUUGUUUCUCUUUUCAGUUCUUGGAAUUAAUGAAACACACUUAAAUAAUUUAUUUUGACGAACAGUUUAUCACUUUAUUAUGCCUCAAUUUUAAACCAGCUUGUUGUUUCUGUUUUAUUUUUGUAUCAUAGAUCUUUUUAAAGCCUGAAUUAUAUUUCUUUAAGAUUUUAUAUUUCAAACACGAAAAUAAAUACAAAGGAUAAUGCUCAUUAGCGCAAAAAAAUUAAAUAUAUUAAGAUAUUUUCCAUUGCUCUGAUACUUGUAGUAAUGUAUUUUCUGCAUGCGCAAAUAUUUUUAGUGGGUUUAAGAAACGAUAUAAUUGCAAUAAAAUAGAUAUAUGUUUGUCAUUGCUAA